CUGCGAGUAACCUAGACAACAAGCAACUCUCUCUUUCAAUCUUUUAUGAAUAUCAAUCUUGAAUCAUCUUUAUCUUGGUGACAACUUUAUCUUCUUCCUUUCAUUUAUUUUCUUGCAUAUGAAUAAAGCUCUAUGAACCACUUCAUUUCAUAUCUCAUUAACUAUUUUGUUAAGCUCACUUGAGCACAAAUCUUCUUGCUUUAAAAUUGCUUUCAUGGAAAACAAUAACUAAUAAGAAUAGAAAAAGUUCUCCAUCACCAAUAUUUUCUAAAUCUUCGAUUAAUGGGGCUGCAAAGAAAAAAAGGUACAACUAUGGGGGAUUGAGCAAGAUAAGAGUUCAGCUCUUUUGGAAUGUUGUGUGUUUCUAACAAUACAGAUCGUGUCUGUAAAGUGGACUGCUGUUCUAAAACUCGGACGUUUGUUUUUCUUUAUAUUCAAUGAUGUUUUGCUCUUUAAUUCUUAAGUGACAGAAAUUAUUCUUAAGCUCUCCAACGUUUGACUUCUUUGAGAGAGAGAAGCUUUGAGAUUUUAAAGAUCUUAACUCAUAAGUAUAGUGACGUAAGCAGUGGCCUAAGCAUUUUGUAAAACCUAAUAUAAAAUUUCAAUUCUUGUUGAAUUAAAUUAACAAUAGUUGUUGACAAAGAAAACAUUAUCUCUACAACAAAGAAUACAAUAACUACAGUAUUUAUUACUCUGAAGUUUUGCUCAGAGUUCUUUUUUAACAUCUUUGAUUAUUACAAGACUAGCCAAGAAUGGCUGAUGAGGUGAUCCUUCUAGAUUUCUGGCCAAGCCCAUUCGGUGUAAGAGCAAGGAUCGCACUGAGAGAGAAAGGAGUCGAGUUUGAGUACAGAGAAGAGAAUCUGAGGGAAAAGAGCCCUUUGCUUCUCCAAAUGAAUCCGGUUCACAAGAAGAUUCCGGUUCUGAUCCACAACGGUAAACCAGUCUGUGAAUCCAUGAACGUAGUCCAGUACAUCGACGAGGUCUGGUCAGACAAGAACCCUCUCCUCCCUUCUGAUCCUUACCAAAGAGCUCAAGCCAGAUUCUGGGUCGAUUUCAUCGAUACCAAGGUUUACGAACCAGCGGAUAAGAUAUGGUCAACAAAAGGCGAGGUACAAGAGAAGGCCAAGAAAGAGUAUAUUGAAGCACUCAAGAUUCUUGAGUCUGAGCUUGGAAACAAACCCUACUUCGGAGGAGAUAACUUUGGGUUCGUAGACAUUGCCAUGACUGGUUAUUACAUGUGGUUCGAAGCAUCUGAGAAAUGCGGUAACUUCAGCAUCGAACCAGAGUGUCCAACACUUAUGGCUUCAGCUAAGAGGUGUUUGCAAAGAGACAGCGUGGUUAACUCUGUCCCUGACCCUGAGAAGAUCGUUGAGUUCGCCUUUAAGAUUCGCAAGAUAUAUUGUGUCUAAAUUGCAUCCUUCUUCAUCUUUGGUUUGUGAAUUGAUUCCAUCUCACGUCUUUGUUCUCUGUUUUAUCUUUUUCAGUUUUAUUUUCUCCAAAGAAUAUUUGUUUCUUGUGACUCAAGAACAUGGUUCUUAUUAAAAAUGAAGACUUCUACU
Brassica napus (rape) is the source of this 1559-nucleotide messenger RNA. RefSeq names its product glutathione S-transferase U22. The transcript is spliced from 2 exons. Gene Ontology annotation, cellular component: cytoplasm. The record is from RefSeq and is a predicted model, not a curated record. Gene Ontology annotation, biological process: glutathione metabolic process. Gene Ontology annotation, molecular function: glutathione transferase activity. Lineage: Eukaryota; Viridiplantae; Streptophyta; Magnoliopsida; Brassicales; Brassicaceae. The coding region runs from base 753 to 1409 and encodes 218 amino acids.